Molecule: messenger RNA, 11858 nt
Organism: Brassicogethes aeneus
Lineage: Eukaryota; Metazoa; Arthropoda; Insecta; Coleoptera; Nitidulidae
Source: the annotation of a GenBank genome assembly
AUUUGACGUUUGUUUAUUGUUGGGUUUUCCAUGGCACUUAUUUAGAAAAUCAUAGAAUAACCUCUGCGUAGGUAACUAAAUAUGUGGAUCUAGUAUAGUUAAUUUUAUUUUAUAAAAAUGGGUAAAACUUCCAAAGUUGUUGUGUGUGGAAUGAAAGGUGUUGGAAAAACAACAAUAUUAGAACAGGUUAUCUAUGGACAUAUAACUGACCAAAGGGAAUACACUCCUACAAUAGAAGAUAUUUACGUAGCAAAUAUAGAAUCUGAUAAAGGAACCAAAGAAAAAGUAAGGUUUUAUGAUACAGCUGGCAUAGGUCAUUCCCAAAUAAGUACUGCUAAUGGUACCACCAACCAACAGUUACCUCGUCAUUAUUUAGUACUAGCUGAUGCAUACAUUUUAAUUUACGACACAGAAAAAAACGAUUCAUUAGAUGUCCUUGUCUCUCUUAAAAAGGAUAUAGACAAAAAUAAGGACAAAAAAGAGGUGACUAUUAUUGUGAUAGCUAACAAAACCAAAGAAAAUGAUAAUAAAGAAUUUGAUUCAACCAUAAGUAAGGCAACAUCCUGGUGCAAUAGAGAAAAAAUAAGGCAUUUUACAGGAUCAGCACUUCAAAGGUUUAGUUUGUAUGAACCAUUUGUUUAUAUGGCAAGUAAACUAAAUCCACCACCUAGUAAAAGUACUUUUACUCCACUUUCUAUGGGAAGAAAAGUGCUUAAAGAUUCAGGGUAAUAAAUAGCAAAUAGAGUUCUUGUAUAUAUUUCUUGACAUCAAGUACUCUAGCAUAGCCCAGCAUUUUUAAAUUUGGGUCCCUUAAACUGUAUAUCAAGUAGGGCUGUACAAUUUAGCUGGUUAAGCUGGCUAAAAAAGUUAACUAAGUUAAUUAGCUAGCUAACUGAUCAGCUUAGCUAAUUUAACCGGUUAACUAAAUUAGCUUAGCUAUUUAUCUGGCGGCUUAGCUGGUUAAUCUAGCUUAGCUCAGCUAAUUAGCCGGUUAGCUGAUUAGCCGUUAGCUAAUUAGCUGAGCUAAGCUAGAUUAACCGGUUAAGCUAAUCAGUUAGGUAGCUAAUUAACUUAGCUAACUUUUUUAGCCGGCUUAACCGGCUAAACUGUACAGCCCUAAUAGCAAGUAAUAUUCAUAUAUUAUGCUAAUAGGAAAUUCUGAAAUAUCAACAUACAAUAAUACAGUGAUGGCCACUUAAUUGUGGACCAAACAUGCAAAAUCCGAUAAAUCCAUUUUAACUUAUUCUGAGAUAUUGGCCAAAAAUGUGUACAGCAGAGUUAUACUACUUUAUACUGUCAAAAGACUUGCUGUGCAUGUUUGCUCCACAAUUAUUAAUUUUCUGGCUCAAAAUAUACUACACCUAGAAAGCAACCAUUUUUUAUGUUUAGUUUAGUUUAAAAACUUUACUAUUUAAAAUGUUUUACAACAAACGAAUUGUUUAAAUAUCUGUUCCCUGUGCAGCAUCGCGACGCGUCGCACACUGGGAGGAAUUGCAUAAAUCGCGGAAAAAACCUUAUUUAGUUUUUUUUAUUAUUAUUAUUAUUAUUUUUUUUAAUGUGCUUUCAACAGGCACCAGGCCCAAUUACAGAAGUACACAAUGACAAACACAAACAAACAACCAUACCCCUGGUGGGAUUCGAACCCACGACCUCUCGGCUUGUAGUCCGCAAAUCAAAUCAAAUCAAAAAUAUUUAUUCAUGUUCUUGUAUAAUAUAAUAAAUUGUAAAAAUAAUUUUAGGUAUAUAAGGUGUAUAAAUAAAAUGAACAAAACAAAUGUGCCUGGCACGUAAUGCUCAUCAUAAAGGAGGUUACUAUAUGAACGUUGUAACGCAAUAUAGCAACCCCCUUGGCCGAUGUUUUGGCCUACCCGAAACUAUAAAACAAUUUGCGCAGCUCGCCAUUCCCUUCGCUCAACCGAUGCAGGGGCAAUAUUGUUCAGAUGUUUUUUGUGUAUAAAUUAGGGACUGUAGUCCGCAGUGCUAACUACUACACCACCGAGGGCAGUUAAAAUCAACAUAGUAAAUUUUAAAUUGCAAGUUGUAAAAAAAGAAAGACCAGAGAUUAUGAUUUUAAACAAAUAUUUUUUUAUGUAAAAUGCCCGCUUAAACUUGCUUAAAUCUUUGGGGCGCAGAUAAUUAAAAGAAAAAAAAACCCUAGUGGAGCAACAAAAUUUUUAUUCAUACAUUUUUUUUUUCAAAAUUGCACUGCUUGUUUUUGACUUAUGAGGUGGUACAAAUAAGGUACCACCAAGCCACCUAGGUACAAACGUUUUGCUAUCUCUUUGGUGAAUUGUCUUUUGCAAUAUCAUCUUGUAUUCUUAUAAUAUUCUGAUAAAAAAAUUAUUUGGCAUGAUAGUUUUGGAAGCAGGAUUUGGCUUUACCUAGGCGCAAGGGAACCUGACAAACUAAAAAAAUCCAGUUGGUGCGAACCUGUUUAGCUUUAGAACUACAUAAUGCACAUCUUCUUCUUGUGCUUCGCUCCGGUUGAUGUUUCGAAGACUGAUGUCGCACUUCAGCGGGAAUAUAGGCCCAGAUAACAAAAUGAUGUCACUGUGAAAUCACAAUGAGCGCAUUUUCGAUCACGCGUGAGACUCAUGUGUAUAACAUAUGCGUCCUCACAUGUAGAUCACAGUGAAUUCACGCGUGGGAAAUAAAUAUCACAAAGCAGUCAUAGUGAUAUCAUGCGUGAUAUUUUAAGAUAAUUUUUAGGUUCUUAUUUAUACAAAAAAAAAUAAAAAUCAAGUAAUUUUUUUAUUUAUAUCACAAAUUGACAGUUAUUUUUCAUCGAGAAAAGGUUUAUUCCAUGACUUAUAUUUCUUAUUUGAUUCUUCAAUUUCAGAUUCAGAAACUUCCAACCUAUCUGAUCUUGACAUCAAAGUCACAUGACAUUGCUUCAGAAUCAGAAUGUGCAGAAUCUGACUUUGAUAACGGAGUUGAAUGCUCUUUUUUCUUAUUAGAUGUUGAUUUUGAACAAGAAUUCGUUUUUUUCAUGCGAUUCCGUUUUUUUGGGUUUAUCUCAUUCUUGUUUAAACUAUUCUUAAAUCUUUGUUUUGUAGCUCUAAACACUUCUAAAAGUUCGGUUUUGAAUUUUUCUUUUGUUAAGGGACCAGGGUAAGAAGUAUCUUCUACCGCAAUAUCUGCAAGACAAACAACAUGGUAUAAUGAACAAUAUUUGACUAUAUAGAAUAUUUGCUGUGAUUGUCGAUUCAAAAGAUAAAUUGUUGGAAUUUCCUUUCCAAGUGAAAGAAAAUACGAGCUCAUCGGUCAUUAUUUCUUUUAGGGCUGCGCCCAAAAAUUCUCUUAGUUUUCCUGCACCCAAAGUUUUUAAAUGGUCAAACUGAAAAGAAAACAGAUAAAAUACAUUUAAAUUAGAAGAUAUAAGGACUGUUGACUGUACCAUUUUUUCGCGGGUUUUUACAGAAUUGGGGCUUUCAAACUCCUUAAAUUCCUCUUUUGUAUUCAAAGGAAAUCCUUCCAAAGGCUUGUAAAGGGCAGAAUUUACGAUUGAUUGCCUCAAAGGAUUUGUGGACGUUACCUUUUGUUAUUUAUCAAUUUUAUUUAUAAGGAGAACUGCAAAAAGCGGUAGAUUUGCCGCUAUAACGGGAGACCUGGCAAAGUGUCGAUCAUUGACAAGACUGUUUUGCGGACUUUGCGCUGAUACAAUUAUGCGCGUGCGCCCCAUGCGCACGUGAGUUUUGGUUUCAAUGUUUUUAAAGUUAUUUCAUGUCACGCAUGAGGAAAAUAUGUAAUCACCGUGUGACAUUUAUUCUUAAUAUUUUUAAAGUUAUUUUCAUGUCGACAUUAAUCAAUGCAAUGCCUAACAAUAGUUAGGCAAUGUAUUGACAUGAAAAUAACUUUAUAUAGGUAUAGAAUAAAUGGCACACGUGAUAUCACGGUGAUCGCAUAUUUUCCUCAUGCGUGAAUAUAUAGAAUAAAUAUCACACGUGAUAUCACGGUGAACGCAUAUUUUUCUCAUGCGUGAAAAUCAUGUUGUGACUAAAACGUGAAAAUCAUGUUUGUUAUCUGGGGGGCUUUGAUUUUAAUUUGUACUGGAAUCAUCAAAAUUAUUUAUGACUUCACGUCGGAAGUCUUUGGUGGUAAUUGUAGCAGUUAGUUCAUUAGUCUUAUAGUACCAUUCUUCUCCUUACGUUGUACUUUACUAACGAUUUCAGGGUAAUGAUAAUUAGAAAGAAUAUGUGCGGACCUAUUCUGCCCUACUAUGGAGAAAAGCAGUAACUACAAAAAAAUGCAAAAUGCGUUUUCUUGUGCUAUAGACAUUUUGUAUCCGAAUUCAACACAGAAAUGCAGUCAAAUAUCUCAUAAGUUAAAAAAAUCAAUUAAAUACCUACUGCUUUUUAUAAAAAUGUAGUUUAGGCUAAUUUCUCACGAAUUUCUUGUUUAGCAGUUACUGCCUUUCUUCAUAGUAGGGCAGUAUUAUCCUUCCACUUUAUUACUGCUAAUCUAGUGUUGCUUGUAAACUAUUGCAGAUCCCCGCGCUUCAUUGUUUUAUCUUCUUUGAAUGUAGGAAGAUAUUUACGUGAUAAAUUCAAUGCACCAACAACAUGAAUCCUAUGUUUUUUCAGCUCUUCCAUCAAAGGCACAUUGUUAAAAAAGUUAUCAAAAUAGAUAAUAUGACGCAAAUCAGCUGUAAGGUGAGUGAUGACGCGGAUACCAAGCGCUUUUUCCGGACUCAGUUUUGCCGGUAUAGAUGUCGAAUUUCAAACAAUAUCGAGAUUUAUCAGCUAGAAUCCAAACUUUGUAGCCCCUUUUUACUGUUUUUUUGGCAUAUAUUGCUUCAAAGAACUUCGUCCUUUGAACUCUAUCAUGGAUUCAUCUACAGCAAUUCGCUGGCUCGGAAGUAAGCAUCUCUGAAAAUUUUCUAGCAACAAAUCUAUCAUUGGGAGUACUUUAUAAAGUUUUUCAUAAUUGGGAGAUUUGCGGUCAGGCGUAGUAGAGUUAUCGUUCAUGUGGACAUGGGAUAGCAACUAGCUAAAACGCUUUACGCUCAUUAGAGAAGAAAUGUAAUUGUCUUUGAGAUCUGGCACGCUUGACCAGUAAUCUUUAUAGUUGGGGGAGUGUUUUAGACCCAUAAGCAAAUUUAUCCCCAAAAAUGUAUUUAGCUCUGAAGUAUUAGUGGUGGGCGUUUUUCCUGUAGCAAUUCUUUUUUGCUCUGCCUCAGAUUAGUAUGAAAUACUAAAUGAUCCAUAAAUUCUUCGGUUAUAAAAACCGGAAGAGUUGGUAUGGUGUUAUAUUAUCUUUAUUAUCUUGUAUAAAAUCGGCAACACCAGAAGGACUUCCAUUAGCAUUGAAAAUUCUCUCCCUUACCGUAGAUAUAGGUAACUCAGAUUCAGAUACAUCACUUUCUGAACGGCAAUCAUCGUCAAUCACAGCGGGGACAUUAUCUGCCAAGCCUUCGUCAUAUUAGUCGGUAAAGGUUCCACGUCUUCAUCCUCAACAGUAUCAGGUCCAUCAACCUCGUAUAAUUCUUCUAAAGUCAUUCCAACUAAAUUGAAAGGUGAUUUUUCCUUUCUGAGCCUCGACAUUCUACUAGAAAAAAUACCAUCAUAAAAGUUUCAACCGACGCGGUGGUACUCGUGGUACCACAACAAUAAAUUGGUUUACGUUUACUUACAACAAAAAUUUCUUAUUUUUAAUGUUAAUGAAACUUACCCAAAACACUAACUAUCCAAAUAUUCUUAAUUUAUGCAAAAUACUGUUAUUUUUUUUUAAUUAGACCACAUAAAAAGGCACUUCAGUUUUACGCACAAAGUUUUGAGGUUAGUGGAUACAAAACGCGACUAAAUCUGUAACCGAUUGUUUAAAGUUACGCCAACGGUAUACAGGAUGACAUCACUGCAGUGGUUGUAAAAAUGAACCAUUGCAAUCCGAGCUACAGCUGCUUUAAAGGAUGGUACACUUUAUAUACCACCGCCGCUAAACGAUAACAAAAUAGGUGGUGUAUUUUAUGAACCAUGGCCGCCCAAAGAGUUAAAAAGUAACAUUGUUCGUGCCAGUUUUUUAGAGCAAAUUGGAUGUAAGUUUUUCAAGCCAAUUUUUGUUUUGCGUAAUUAAUGAAAGGAAAUGAUGGUAUAUUUUACCACAUUCCUUAUUGUUCUUUCAUAUUUCAAAGUCUAAAAUUAUAAAUUUUACCAAAAAUAAGGUAAGAUAAAUAUUUUACAAACCAGAAGAUAUUCCUUUAGGACUGUGUUGGUGUGAGGCAAAGUAUUUGGUACCAGAACGUUUCUCAAAUUUUCUUUUUUAAAAGGGAAAAGAAUUUAGCUGCCUCUUUUUGCCUGUUUGGUCAGCAGGAUAUGGAAUAUGUCCAAGGAUUUAUCAUAUUAGUUGAUUCUUUAUAAGUCAUCAUAGUUGCCUUUCGAUAGUUCUAAAACGUCAGUUUCGAGAGAGUCAGUCUUAACAUACAAUCGCAUCGUGUUUUUGUAAAUUAUUAACGCUUUGUAAAACUUUAAAGUACACAUAUUCUUAGUGCAAAAAUAAAAUGAAACAAAAAAAAGUUACCUUAAUUAGCAGAAGUUAUUUUACAAUGUAAAAACGUAUUUAUCAUUAAAUCCUCCGACUAGCUUAGGAAAAAAACGGUUUUGCUCUAAAAUCAACUUUUAAAUGUAAUUUUAACAUCGAUAUAUAGGUUUUUUUUUUGGGCCAAGUCGAAAGAAAAAAGGUAAAGAUGCGAAAAAAGUAAACAACAAUAAUACCGUUGAGUGAAGAACCCAACCCUAUUCAUCACAACGAAACCUUAACACUACUUGUUUUUGAAACCAUAUUUUUUAUUAGUAUGAAGUUUAAGGUGUUCCUCAGUUACUUUAAAGUUUGAAAUUGCAUCAUCACCUGAGAGUUGCAUGCUAUUUUUUAUAACACAUACCGAAUUUUAGGAAGAUUCUCCAAUUCGAUUCCUUUUUUUCGUCUUCGUAUCCGUAACAAUAGAAAAUAUUCGUUCCGCCUCAGCAUUGGAAUGAGGUAAAAUAAGCGCCAACUUUGCAAUUUUUCCUAAAUUAGGAAAUACUAAUACCUCAUCAAAUCUUUUUUUUGUUGAUAUUUCCAUCCACAUUUCAUCUAUUGGAAGAGCAAUUAGUCUUUUCUUAUCAGAUUCAGAAAAACACAUGCUUAAGUUCCGCCAUUCAAUUGAUACCUCAGUUUCAUCAAAGUCACUAAUAUCUCUAAAUUUUGCACACAGAAUUUUGAAAUUAAUAUUUCUUCUGGUUUCACUCUUAUGAAAGGCUAGAAUUUUAAACAGUUUUUAAAAAAAAUAUUUUUGCCACUCUCAGGCAUUUGUUGUAACAGUGUCUCACAUUCUGGGCCAAAAUAGAUAUCUUCUAAAUUAAGAUAGUUCCUCGGACAGUCCAGCUGAAUAAUUCGUAGGUCCUGCUCCUGUACAAUAAGUUCGUCUAAAAAGUUCUUGCAUAGCUGCUUCAUGAGGUUAAUACAUUCUUCAUAGAGAAUGUGAAUUAAUGGUCCACGGCUUUGAAAAAGUGCAUUAAAAGUGUUAAACGUUCUCAGAACAUACUUAAGAAAACAUAAAUAUGCUUUUGUGUAUAUAUUCUUUAAUUCUGCAUGAAUUAAUUCGGCACUUUUUAGUUUGUCCUCCUGUACAGCAAUAAUAAAAUAGUGUUCCAAAACAUUCCAGGUUUCUAGCACGCGUACAACACUUUCAUAUCUAUCUGCAACCAUCUGGUAGCAGACAACUUAACUUCAUUUUCGUUAAAAUAUCUUUGUAUUUCUUGCAAUUUCGCACAUCUUUUUGCGCUACCAGAUACGUAGUUAUAUAUGUUUCUUAGCAGAUCUUCUGGUGAACGAGGAAGUUCACUACAUGCUCUUGAAGCUACUAGCGCUGCGGAAUGACAAAUACAGCGCAUCAAAAUAACAUGGUUAAUAUUGUCCUGGAGGAGUUUAAAAAAUGAAUUGUUUUUGCCAAUCAUUACACUGGCCCCAUCAGAAGCUACAACCACUAUAUUUGUUAAUGGAAUGUUAUGUUUUCCUAAACAUGAAACAAAUGCUUGAUAUAUUUCCUUAGCUCCUAACUUUCUGGCGUCCAAAUCUAAUAAUUGCAGCAGACGUGUUUCGAUGGUAUAAUUUUCUGAAUUAAAAUAUCGGGUGAGAAUCACAAGACUUUUGUGGUCUCCGAUAUCUGUAGAUUUGUCUAGUAAAACAGAAAAUUUUUCAUUUUUGAGCAAUGAAACCAAGUCAUUGGUUUCCUUUUUGCAAAGCACAUUAUUUAAUAUUUCAGUGCAUUUAGUUCUUUUUAAUUUCAUGCCUGCACAAAUUUUGCUGUCUGGAAAUAUGUUUUUCACUAAAGGUUCUAAUUGGUCGAUUGGUCGAAAUUUCACAUUAUUCGCCGCAAAGAAUGCCGAUAACUUAAUUUCUGCCUUUUUAACAGACUUUUCGUGUGUAUUGUCAGGGUUUGUGUUAAACAUUGUGGCAAUAUUUUGAUUGUUCUGAAUCAUCGUCAUGUUAUUUUUAUGUUUAUUCGUAUUGGCGUGUUUUUGUAGUUCACUCUUCCCAGCUUUGACAGACGCAUUACAUACUUUGCAGCUAAAAUACACAUGUUUUGAAUGUAAAAUAAACGGUACAAUAGGUACUUACAUUGCCUUGUUUUUCGAGUUUUUGUCAGGCAAAAGCCAUGCACGAAACUGCGGUCAUUUAACCAGUAGGUUUUAAAGUUCUUAUCGCUGCUAAUCUUCUGUCUCUUGUUUUUAGCUGCUAGGAGUUGACUGUCAUUAUCCGAAUCUCCAUCGGUAUCGCUUUCGGUAUUCAUUUUAUUCACAAAACAGAACAGAUUUUAUUUGAAAGUGCAAAACAAAACUGCACACUUACACGUGUUGCGCAAAGCGGUGCGUUCUACAUGGAGCAUACAGAAGUGCGCAGCGCAUGCGCCUAGCUUACCUUUUUCGCAUAUUAUAAUGUUUUUUUUAUUUUUUGGUUGUAGUCAAUCAGGAUAGUUUAAUUUAUAUUUAAUAAUUUUUGAUAUUUUGUGACCAAAUUUAGGAAAAUUCCCUUUUUUAUUUAAAGAUUCCCUUUGUCCCUUUUGGCAACGAAAAUUCCCUAAAAUGGGAAAAUUCCCUCGAGGUGGCAACACUGGUCCCAAGAUUCCGUCUAGUCUUUAAAGUUCUCACGACCGCGGCCGACCUGACACGACGCAAUUACGACAUACGGUGGAGGCUAGCCGCAGUUUACGACGGAAUGAUCGAGAGCGGUCACCCUCUAAGCGCUUAUUUUAAAUUCGCCGUGUUGAAAUAAUAAUAGGUGGCUUAUAAAAAAAUAAAAUAAAUCCAUAGAUAAGGCAUUAAAGAGCCUAAAAGCUUUAAUCAAAAACUUCCUAUUCAAUGAUAAAACUGACUUAGUGUAUUUAUGAGUAUUCAUGUCUUGAUUUAUUGGUUCUCGUUAUAAUUACCUAGCUUUGAAAAUAACAGCUUUUAGAGACAUCUGUACCAGUAUCAUUAGAACACUAUGAUGAAGCUUUUGUUAAUUUACAUUUUUGGUGUUUUGUUUUGAUUGAGUAUGAGUAUGGGAACGUAUGGCAGGCCCCAAAGACAUUAACCGCCACUAAUCUCCAGGGUUAUUUACCCCCUUUCCGUUCUCCUGCGUAUCCCGCCACAUCACAGCUUUACCUGUGUUUGUUGGAUCCGAAGUUUUUACGCCGGCUGGUAGAUCCACCCUAGGAGGUCGUGGAAGACAGUGUCUAUGGUUAAGGCCGCUCCACGGAUUUUUGUCAGCCGGGUCGGGCCAUACGUCCAGUUUGGGAAGGGUUUUUGGAGGACAUUGAACUGACCCAAAACUAAGUACAAUCCAGAAUCCUCCUCAACCUGGGACUUAGUAAUAACCCCAUUCAAUUGGUAUUCAUGAAUGGAGGUAGAAGUGUUAGUACGCUGCUAGAACCUGUCCUUGUUGGUGUAUUUCUGAACAUCUCUGUCCGAGUCAGUAUCAGGUUCCUGGUUACCUCUUUCGAAUUGUUUGCCCCCCUGUGUGAUACUGAGUCUUGUCUUCCGUACCGAAGUCCCAGGUAGCACACUGACGUCUGCCGACGUUUAAAUGACGUCUUCUGACGUCAUUUCACCGUCAUUUAAACGCCAGCAGACGUCAGUGCGCCACCUGGGGUGUUGACGGCCAUGACACACCGUAAGUGCCCUCUGCCUUGGUGGAUAUUCCUCCUGCCGAGUGCCGGCUACCAAUCUUGUAUAUUCUUUAUUUAUUUUAUUGCUAAAUUAGUGUUUAUACCGUUUUUAUUUAAUUUAUAUCUUUGCAUUCUUACUUUUUUUUCCAAAUUUAAUUUAAAAAUUUAAAUAUUAAUAUACAAAAUAGAUAAAGCCGGCCCUGUAGUGUAUGUAAUUGGAGUGCAUUGGCUAUUAAUAGAGUCGUUCUUCUUAUCUUCUGUGCUCUUCUUGUAUUGAGCUUGUAUUUAUUUGGCUUUGAUUUAUGGGUAUAAUCUUAAAUGCAUAUACAAUAUUACUUAUUACACACAACACUUAUUUAUGAUCUAAAUUUUUUGUCGUCUUGCUUGAUUUGGUUUAUUUACUCUUACGCCUUUUUCAAUUUAGUUGAGUUGUUUAUGGUUUGUAUACUCUGAGCAAAUGAGGUUAUUAUUAACACAUACGGAAAUGUUGUCUUAUUUUUUAAAAUUUAGUUUUUGUGCUUAUAUUAGAGAUUUUUCAUAAUUUACCGUUUUAUGAAAUCUUGUACAUUUUUGGAGUAGUAAAAUUAUAUUCAAAACCGUACGAGUUUACUUUAAAGACUGUCGUAUUGAAUGUACCAAAAACUGUUCAUUUAAUUUAAACUUGAAAUAGUUUACUUUUCUCUGUGUAGGGACCUGUUGGAUUUCUGAAGCCAGAUGACAUUUGGCAACAUUGCGAAAUUCCGUAUAUAAACAUUUAACGAAAAUUACUUAGCUUGAUUAUUAGGCUAUAAUCCUGAUGCUUUGUCUUUCAGGGGCUGUCCGUUGUUACUUGACCUCGCCCGAAGGUUUUUGGCACACUUUGAUUGUGGAAAAUCUCUGAUCCAUGUGAACCGGUUGGCUUAUCGUUGUGGCCUAGCCUUAAUUACUUAUUCACUUGCACACUUUUACAGCGUUAACCGGGGUCCUACCGCACUUUUCGCACUUGUUGCACUUUUCGCACUUUUCGCACUUGUUUGUUUAUUUAUUUAUUUAUUUAUUUGUUAACGAUUACUGAUAUUUCCGGAUACUUAGUUUCGUUUUUGGAACUUUACUACGAUUGUAUCGUAUACGCUGCGGGAUGCGUCUUCCCACUUCAAAUGUCAAGACCCAACUUUGGUGUUUUGUUUUGAUUAAACAUAAAUAAAUUAAUAUGUUAUUUUUUAGGUAUUACUUGUAUUUGUAAGUCAUAUAUGUAAUAUAUUAAUAUAUUAAUUAUAUUAAUAUAUUAACUGCCUUUUCUUUUCGCCACAAACAUUUCAGACUAGUAUGAGGAACGCGUCUUAAAAAAAAAUAACAAAUUACAAAACUUGCACUUUAUUAGCCUCCUUACUUUAAUUGACCACAAGCUGCCACUGAAAAUGCACCAUAUUAUUGUAUUAUUUUUUAAUUAAAUAAUUAUAAUAUUAUGUAUGUAUAAUAAUAAUAAUAUUAUAAUAUUUUAAAUAAUUAUGAUUUAAAUUAAAAAUGCUUUAAUUAGUGAACCAUGACGUAUUUUAUUUUGGAUAGUGGCCAUCACUGGUAAAUAAAUACAGGAUUAAGAUGAUAGCUCAUAUUAAUAUUAAAGAAGUAAAUAAGACUAAAUUGUUACUAAAACUAGUUUAUCAACUGAUUUAAUAUUAAACUCUUUUUAUUAAUUAUUUAACUCAAAUGGAAAAGAUCUGCAAUUAAUUUUAUUUUGUGAUAUUUUUCGUUAAUU